UCUCCUUGCUUUCCACCAUUCGGUCCAAUUCGGCCCUUUCCUUUCCCUCCUUUUCCUUCCCUUUCAUUCUCUAUGUGGCUCUAAAGUCCUCUCUCUCACUGCUCCUUCCUAGCUACUUCCUCUCUACCCUCAAAAUACUUUUUCAUCUCUCCUUUUUUUUAUUUUGUUCUUCUUAAUAAUAAUACUUAUAGUCAUUAUUUUCUUUCCUUCCUUCUAUCUUUCAGUCCAUGUGAUCAAAUUGAUAGGAUUAGAGAGAUGGUUGCGGAGUCUUGGUUUCGUGGUCUGUGGAAGAUUCCACGAAAGCAUGAAUCUGGUACUGAGAAAGUGGUGAUUGGAGUAUUGGCCUUUGAAGUUGCUAGCUUGAUGUCUAAGCUAGUUCAUUUAUGGCAAUCUUUGAGUGAUAAACAAGUUUCUAGGUUAAGAGAGGAGAUAUCAAAUUCAGUAGGUAUAAAAAAGCUUAUAUCAGAGGAUGAUGAUUUCAUUGUCGGUUUGAUUUGUGCAGAAUUGAUUGAAAAUAUGGUACAUGUGGCUAAAUCCGUAAUCAGAUUGGGGAAGAAAUGUUCUGAACCCAGUCUCAAGAGUUUUGAGCAUGUUUUUGAUGAAUUGAUCAAGUUUGGUGCUGACCCAUAUGGGUGGGAAUUUUCAGAUAAGAAGAUGGAUAAGAAAGUUAAGAAGAUGGAGCAUUUCAUUUCAGUCAAUGCUUCUUUAUAUCAAGAAAUGGAAAUGCUUGCAGAUCUGGAACAGACUGUGAAGAGAAUGAAGGGUAAUGAUCCUGAGCCAGAAAAUUUACUUGAUUAUCAGAAGAAGCUUGUGUGGAAGCAGCAGGAAGUGAAGAAUCUAAGAGAGAUAUCACUUUGGAAUAGAACUUAUGAUUAUACGGUUCGCCUUUUAGUUAGAUCAUUGUUCACAAUUUUCAGUAGAAUCAAUCAUGCCUUUGGCUUUAAUGUGAUGGUUACCAGCGGGCAUUCGAAAAAUUUGGAUUCUGAUUUUAUUUAUCGCAGUCAGUCAGUAUCUGCACUGCUGCAGUCUUCAGUUCAUCCAUCUGAGAGCAGUAGCAUUCCUAGAUUUUCUUCUGGCCCUCUUGGUGGAUUUAUUGCAAAAUCAGGUCCCAUUUCAAAACCAAAACAAACCAAUAAUUUCUAUUCGGGUCCUCUUGGUGGUCCAACAGCAAAAUCAGGCCCUCUUUCUGGAAAGAAUAGGAAUUUGAACUUUUUCUCAGGCCCCCUCGGAAUGCCAACAACGAAGUCGGGCCCACUUGCCAGAAUAACUAAAAGCAGCAAGAAGAUGUGGCAGACUACUCAAUCACCCUCGCUUCAGGGAAAAAAACCGCCUUCAAAACCAAAUAGGUUGACUCAAGUUGGACCUUUUAAAGGGUGCAUGGUAGCUACAAACAAAUCACCUGUUGCUAAUUGCUACUUAAGUUCAACUCUCGUUCAUUCAGGAAUUCUUAAUGAAGCCAGGGAAAAUAACACUGCCGGGCUUUCUCAAGGCACUGUGGCUCAUACUGCACCAUCAAUUUUCAAUUCCCAUUUCAAGCUGUUGAAAGCUCUUCCUGACACUCUUGGUGCUGCUGCUUUGGCACUGCACUAUGCAAAUGUUAUUAGUGUAAUUGAAAAGCUAGCUGCAUCUCCUCACUUAAUUGGUCAUGAUGCGAGAGAUGAUUUAUACAAUAUGUUACCUGCAAAUGUAAGAACUGCAGUAAGAGCAAGGCUAAAACCAUACUCUAAAAACCUGACUUCAUCAGUUUAUGAUACUACUCUUGCAGAAGAAUGGACUACGGCAAUGGCAACAAUACUAGAAUGGCUGGCUCCACUUGCUCAUAACAUGAUAAGAUGGCAAUCAGAGCGAAGUUUUGAGCAGCAGAAUUUUGUUUCUAGGACAAAUGUGCUCCUCGCACAGACACUUUUCUUUGCAAAUCAGGAGAAGACAGAAGCAGCAAUAACUGAGCUUCUGGUUGGUCUCAAUUAUGUUUGGAGAUUCAAGAGAGAACUCAAUGCAAAAGCUUUGCAGGAGUGUGCUAGCGGUAGAGUUUUCGAUGAAUUUUUGGAGCUUGACAAGUAACAAUGUCAUCGAGGCUGUGACAAUAGCAUUUGCCAUAAUGGUCCCAUUUUACCCCAAAAUUGACUGGAUUUGAGGUUUAUAUAUUGCAGGUUCAUCAUCCGUGCUUCUCAAUUCUAUUAAACAUUGUUCAUUUGCUGGGUGAAGAGAUUGAAACUGUGAUUUCUCUCUGGAAUAUCCUACACCGAAAGGCAGGUUUAUGAGUUCGAGGUAUAGUUUGAGCUUCCAAACUCUAGUUUUACAUUUCCCUUUGUGAGUGGAGAUUUUAUUUCCCUCUUUUUUAGCCACUGAAAAGCAGUGGUUCCUCUGUCUUAUUCCUCGUGAAGUUAGUCUAGUUUUAUUAAUUUAGCUGGUAUUCGAUGAUUUGUGUAUAUUUAUUAGCGAGAUCUAUCUAUAUUAAUUGUAAAUUUACCAUAUAAGGUUUUAAAUUCAAACAUGAUGAUUGAGCAUAUCCUUUC
Molecule: messenger RNA, 2516 nt
Organism: Jatropha curcas
Lineage: Eukaryota; Viridiplantae; Streptophyta; Magnoliopsida; Malpighiales; Euphorbiaceae
Product: type-1 restriction enzyme mjaxp r protein (DUF668)
Biological process (GO): positive regulation of growth
Source: RefSeq, a predicted model, not a curated record